Messenger RNA from Rattus norvegicus (Norway rat), 6357 nucleotides. The record is from RefSeq and is a predicted model, not a curated record. Lineage: Eukaryota; Metazoa; Chordata; Mammalia; Rodentia; Muridae.
AGGCGCGAGUCUCCAGAUACACUUCAGAACAGAGUGCUGGGCUUCUGGAUCAUGAGGAUGGUAUUUCCCAUGGGAGGCACAAAAGAGGAAGAGGAUCUCGAUGCUCGUUUUCAUCGGAUAGCGAGCCAUCUUCUAUUUCUAUGGGAGGAAAGUCAGUCAGUCACCACUCCCUGGGUGAGUGCUUGAUGAUGGCUUGCUAUUAGUUCUGCCAUUUUCUGCUUUGCAAGCCUUAAUGUUCCAAAUACUUGUUGUGGUUGUGAUUGUGGUUGUGGUUGCUUUCUUCAUUUUAAGUGUUUUUUAAAAUAAGGUACAAAAAUAACUAACACCUUGAUGUGUACAUACACACAUCGAGUGCACACUCUCAAUGUGCAAACACAUCUUCAGUGUAUGGACACAUCCUCAAUGUGUAAACAUAACAUCAUUCUGUGCAUAGAUCUUCACUGUGUGAACCCACCCUCAUUGUGCCAAUUGAUAAUACCUUGUCCUAUUUCUCAGGCAGUAGAUAAUGCUGAAAUUCUUUUGUCCCCAUCACAGACCCUUUGCUCUAUCCUUUCUCAAAGACUUUGUAAGUGAGUUGUGGUCUUUAAUGUCUAUUUGCAAUAUUUAUACAUUCUCACUGAAUGCAAUAUGCCAUUCUUUAUAAUUUUUUACUAAAGUGUUGUCUCUCUUAAUACAUUACUACAAUUUUCAUCUUCCUCAAAACUGUAAUAUUAAAAUGUACAAAAAUAUAAUGUAUGCACUUCAGUUGAGGAAUGAAAUCACAACUUAAGAAUAUACAAUAUUUUUCUACCAUUUCCUAACUGAUGCAUUCUCACUAUCUUACCCAAUUCUCUUGGCUGACUCCCAUCCACUCCCUCAGCACACAACCCCUGUAACACAACCAGUCAAUCCUUUCAAGUCUGUGGUUUCCUUGGUUUCACAAACCAAUUGUCUUGAGUUGUGUCUCACCAUUAUAAAGGUUACAUUUCGGGUUGGAGAUUUAGCUCAGUGGUAGAGCGCUUGCCUAGGAAGCGCAAGGCCCUGGGUUCGGUCCCCAGCUCCAAAAAAAAAGAACCAAAAAAAAAAAAAAGGUUACAUUUCUACAUAAUAACCUUCCUCCAAAUGAUUUUUAAGCUUGCUUCUGGAGGUUAUUUUGGAAAUAACAUGGGAGUCUCAUUUCUCUUCUUAUUCAGGCGUCAACUGUUCUGGUGGGUCUGUUAUCCCAAUCUCUGUCCCAUGGCCUUCCUUUCUGUGUCAUGUUUGGGUUUUCUGUUUGGCUGGAUUUGUUUUGUUCUUCUUAAAUUUAUAUAGCACAUCCUCUAUGAUUACUGUUUUCUUUUUGAAAAAAUGAGACAAUCAGUAUUUUCUACUAGAACCUUUAGUUGGCCAUCUCCCAAAAGGCUUUCUUCCCACUCCAAUGGCUGUAGACAAUUUCUCUGUUACUAUUAAGUCCACAAAAACAAACAAAAAACCCCACAGACCUUCCUCUCUUUUGCAAUGACUAUCAUAGUCUUUCUUCUUUCUGAAACACAAUUGGCCUCUAAGUCCCCAAACUUUUCUGUGACUGAAAGUACUAGAGUUCACACUUGGUCUCAUGAGUUUCGUUGAAUGCAGAAUGGAAAAUUAUUUUACUUCAACACUUUAUUUCUCUUGAUCACUCUUCAUUUUGCUACUGUUGAUUAAUAAUCUUCUAUUUUAAUAAUUGUUAUUUACCAGGGACCAACCCCUGCCAUUCUCCUUUCUUCCUAGUUCUCUCUUGAUGUAGCAGAAGGGGAGAGCAUCUGUGGGUCAAGGCUUGGUCUUUGGAGAUAUUUAGAGUUGCUGUUUAAUCAUAAAAUGUUUACCUAUCUUAAGUAUAAGUCACUUUGCCACUGUAGCUGACCUGUCUGAGUUCCUCCGAGGCCAGAAACUGCAUUUAGCACCUCAGAGUAAAAUGGCAGGGGAAUUAAGUAAAGUAGCCUUUGUUCUAUCUCUGCAGGAACUACAUGGCUCUAACUCCCAGCCUGCUAGUUAAAGUCACAGGAAGAAAAAGGAACACUUUGAAAAGUGAUUUAAAUCUUUAUUUCUAUGUUCACUCUAAAAAGAUCUCUAAGAAAGUUCUUCUAAAAGGUGGUUCUCUCAAAAAAAGUCCUUCUUCAAUUCUGUCCUAAAAGUCCUCUCUGUCUUCAGCACUUAUAAGUCGUUCAGAAUGCAUGAUCAUGUGGCGAGAAAUUCACCACAAAUUUAUACAUAAAUUCAAAUCAUAAGUUGAAUAAGAAGUUUACAACAGAGAGUGUUUACAUACAUAUCCAUUCAGAGUAAUUAUCUGGCUAAACAUUCAUUUUCUGUCACUAGCUCUGCAGUUACAUUGAAAGUUAAAAACCAUAAUUUUUGUGACUAAGGUGUUAGUGAAGUUUUGUAUAGAUAAACCCAGUCAAUAGUUUAUCUUCUGCCCUUAUACCUAUAGUAAUUCCUUAGUUCCCUUUUUUGACCUUUGGUUAAUUGUUUUACAACUUCUUGGAAUGUGCUCUAAGUUUGUAAAUGUCUGCUUGCUAUCUCAGAAGCAAUUAACUGAUGACACUGGAAGACUGGCAGAUUUCUCAAUGCAUUUUGACAUCAGAAAGAACCUAAUAGCAGUCAUAUCAUAAAAAAAUCUUAACUAAUUACUAAUAUAAUUUUAGGAAUUCUUAUAGAAUCAUCAUUAAGAACUGAGAGCAUCUAUUUGUCUAUAUAGCAUCAAUACAAGACAGUACAUCUUCAUUCUGCAGAAAUCUGCUCAAAGGGGUGGGUGAUUGUUAAAUGUAUUCAAUAAUAACAGGAAAAGCAUAUUAAUAUCAGGAGUCUUUCCUCAGAUGAAAUCCCAGCCUUACCUAGAGAAGCAAUCCAUCAUUAACUUUAUACUCCACAGCAGAACCAUCUCAGGAUGAUCACCUGCUAGUCUUUUAGCUUCUUCUUGAUAGCUCCUGGCAGUUACCAAGUAAAAAUAUUUCAAGACUUUUCUUUAUUCUUGCAUUAUGUGUAUUAACUAUGCUGUGUCUGCAUGUGGGACUAGCUUCAUUCUUCCUACUACAGAUUCAAGAUUUUCCUACCUGUUGACUUGAAUCUUUAAUUAUAAAAAAAAGUCACCUACAUUCAUGAUCAUGAUCAUGGUCACGCCUUUCACAUCUACCUACAUCUAUAGAACAAACCCAAAGUUUUGCUCUCUGGAGCUGUCAAAUAUAAAAAUAAAUUUUAAGGACCCCCUCCAUGCCUGAGGGCUCAGGACUUCUGGUUCAUUUCUCAUCUAUGUUCACUUAAACUUAUGUUUUAUAAUAAAGAUAUAAGUGGGGUCUUACUACAAAGCACAGGCUAGCCUUUGACUUGGGUUCUCAGAGCAUGGCUUCUAUAGUGCACCACCACACACCCAACUUGCAAGCAAGUCUUGCCCUAACUGGAUGCUAAGUACCCCUUCUCUCAGCCAUGUGUUUAUCUCAUCCAGUGCCUCUGCCUCUUCAGCUAAUGGCACUCCUGCUUGUGAGCAGAAGUGGAUACUCAGAUGUCUUCAGGGGGAGCUCCUCUCCAUCCUGAGUGUCCUCUCACUGGUCACUUCUAGCAGUGAUAAGUGACUUCUACACCUCAGUCAGGGGAACUCGCCUAACUGCAAGGACAGGCUUGGCUGUAUUUAUUUCUGUGGCUGUAACAAAUUAUCCCAGCUUUCUGGCUUAACACAGCGCCAACAUAACUUGCAGUUCAGUGAGUGGACCAGCACCACACCCAUCAAUGGGUGGGGGGACUUGUCAGCAGAUCUGUACUCCUUCAUGGGGAGUUCCCUUGUCCUUCCAGCUGGCACUUGUCCAGUUUCUUUGUCUCAGAGCCCCUGCUUCACUCCUCGGAGUUUAAAAAGGUCUAUCAAGCUUCAUGUCAUCUGGUCUCCUGCUUUCCCAUGUACCUUCUCCAUCUUAUCUGUUGCUCUCUCUUUGUUUUGGACACAGGUAAAGCUAAAAACACAGCUAGAUCAUACUUAAAAAUAGGGAGGGGGUUGGGGAUUUAGCUCAGUGGUAGAGCGCUUGCCUAGCAAGCACAAGGCCCUGGGUUCAGUCCCCAGCUCCGAAAAAUAGAAAUAGAAAAGAAAAAAAAAUAGAGAGGAUUUGUGUGUGUGUGUGUGUGUGUGUGUGUGUGUGUGUCUGUGUGUGUGUGUGUCUGUGUCUGUGUGUCUGUGUGUAUCUGCCUCUUAUACAAGGACUCGAAGGGCCGUUAGAGACAAAGUGCAUGACUGCAGAUUUCAGUGCAGGGGAAAUAAAGCCCAGGUUUGUGGAGGAGUGGGUACGAGUCAGCGCUGACAUGGAGGGUAUGCUAGGACAGACAGGUCACUGUGGAAGCACAAAAUAAUCCCCUUCAGGGUUUAUUCCCAUCAAUAAGGGAAACCAGGAAAAUCCCAAGGACAGUCUGACCUCUGUUUGUGUGUUUGUACACUGACCCCCUCUUCCAUUAACAGCAACACAGGUCCCCACAGAAACCUUCAGGGGGGACUGUUGUUCUUUUUAUUACACACACACACACACACACACACACACACACACACACACACACACACAAGACGGGGAAAAAAGGAAUUUUUUGGUAAAUCUCUUAGGGCUGCUGUUGCUUCGAUGAAACCCCAAGACCAAAGUCAACCAGGGAAAGAAGGAAACAGUUUCUUUGACUGUUUGUUACAUUUGCACACUGCAAUCUAACACUGAAGGAAGUCAGGACAGGAACUCAAGCAGGGCAGGAAUCUGGAGGCAGGAGCUGAUACAGAGGACAUAGGAGGGUGCCACUUACUGGCUUGCUCCCCAUCGUUGCUCAGCCUCCUCUCUUACAGAACCCAGGACAACCAGACCAGGUGGCACCAUCCAGAGUGGGAUUGGCUCUCCUCCAUCAAUCACUAAUUAAGAAAAUGUCCUACAAGCUUGUCUACAUCAGAUCUUAUGGAGGCAUUUUCUCAACUGAGGCUCCCUCCUCCCUAGUAACUCUAGCUAAAGACAACAUAACAUAAAACUAUCCAGCACAUGCUCUAAGGGCCAACUGGUGUUUCUGUAGGAGGAAACUCAGUCAGUCACCACUCCAUGGGAAUGUGCAGAUCCAAUCCUGCUCUAUUCCAAGAACCGCAAACUUCAGGCCAAGGACCAGCAAGUAGAACAAGAAGCUCCAAGUCCUUACACGACCCUCUAACAGGCAAGACUGGAGAAAUCACUGGAACCAUUGGACCUAUAAUGCAGUUCUCCGCACCUAUCCCUGGAGCUACGGGACCUAUCAAACUGUCUCAAAAAACCUUCCUGCAAACUCCUGGCCCUCUUGUGCAAUGUAUGGAUUCUAGUGCUGUAAUGCCCAUGGAAAUGUGUUAUCCACAGCCAUCACUGAAGUCUAGCUGUUAUCAGCAAUGUUCAGUCAAGCCUAGCUGCCAACAAGGAAUGAUGCCUCUCUGCCCUGAGUCGCAGACUUUACCCUUAUUAAUUACACAGAGAACUGGAGCAAGACGUGGACCACCUAUAAUACUGAAAAAGCAUUCAGGCCAGAUGAUGAGGCACGGAGGGAGCGUGACCUUCCAGGAAGACAACGGAGACACAAUGAAGUGGAGAAGAUGCCAGUGCGAGUUCUGCUGUCCUAAGAGAUACGAGUCGCACAUGGCCCACCAGCGACGAGAACCCAUAUGGUGUGAAGAACCAGCGCCGCAGCAGCAGCAGCAACAGCAGCAGCAGCAGCAGCAGCCACAGCAGCAGCAGCAGCAGCAGCAGCCUCCUCCUACUCCUCCUCCACGAAGACAAGAAUCUCAAGUAAGAUUUGACCAAAGAAAUGAAAACUGCUAUGACGCCCAGACCAUUUGUUAUGAAGAACCAUUCCUUUUCAGAAGACUGGAGUCCCUGAUAAGGAAGAACCAAGACGGGAUAGUAAUAAAGCAAAAUGAAGGCGGCCUCCUGAUAAAGAAGGCUGAGGACCACCCAUCAGAACACAAAAAGAAAGGGAAACCCAAGAAGUCAUCAGAACCCCAAGACACUGACUCGGAUUCAAGUGCACCACCAAGCUCAGAUCAACCUGAAGCAAAACCCGAACCACAACCAGACGAAGGGGAGGAGAAGAAACAAAAGAAAGAAAAGAAGAAAAAGAAGAAAAAAGACAAAGGCGAUGGGUGAUAGGGCAAAACACGACCUCCAAUGUGAUCUCCCCAUCAGAUACAAGCCGUGUCUGCCCUCACCCCAGUGCAUCAUGGUUAUCAAAUUCAUUCCCUCUAGACAUCUUCAUUUUUUGCUGUUCUGAGGUUUGCCCUUACUACACCUCCCUGCCGCAAUCUUCAUCUUCCAAAUUUUGCUUUAUUAGUCAAAAUAUAUAAUCCAAUUAAGAAAGAUGGUGUUUUCUGAAAUAAAACCUUUACUAAAUAUCUAA